GCGUCAACUAAUUCCUGUCUUCAAUGGGCUUUCGAGUCUCCGCAUGUCCCAGCUCCUCAACUUCUUCUUCUAAACACGUCUCAGGCUACUCACUCGCACCCUGCGCCAGUUACGGCUAAUCUUCUUAGCGGUUGUCGCUAUUAUGUCUUCGGGCUCGGUUAACGGCAGCGCCAGCGUCCCGCCAGAAACGUCUGAGCAGCUCCUCGCGGACGCUAUCAAGCUCGUCGGGAGCACGACCGUCUGCGGCACCUUCUACGGCAUCAUGACCGUUCUCGCGGGCGCAUGCGUGCACACGCUGCUCGCCCGGCGCUCGCGCGCGAUGCACUGUCGCCGGUGGCUCGCCAUUCUCGUCGGAUACGUCGUACUCCUCUGGCUGUGUGGCACGCUGUAUAUCGCCUGUCUUUCGCGCACGAUGCAGGACGCGUACGUGUAUCGCAGGCUUGAAGUGCAGGCGCCAUCGGAGUGGGCGGAUUUCACGAUGCCGGAGAAUAUCAUCGGCGAUGCGGCCAAUGUGCUAGCCAUCUGUCUUGCCGAUGGUCUCAUGAUAUGGCGAAUGCGUACAAUAUGGUUUGACUCUGCGUGGUACUCGUGGUUGAUGCCGAUUCCCAUGCUCGCUUAUAUCGGUCUCUGCGUAUCGUGUGGCCUUACCGUUAUAAUGUCCUCCUUACCGGGCCAUGACUUUUACGCCAAAAUCACUUUCAAAACAACGAUCCCAGUUUUUGUUCUCUCUCUGGUUAUCAACGUAUAUACCACCUCGUUCAUGGCCCUCCGACUAUACACCUUUCGCAGGUGGUUUACCAAGCACAUGGGCACCUGCAUCGCGCAUCCAAAGCAGUACACUGACAUGGCCACGAUCUUCGUCGAGUCAUGCGCGCUCCUCACCGUCACUUUCAGUAUCGCUACAGGAUUCUACCUCGCUCAGCACCCCGCUAGGUACCUCUGCAUUGCCGUGCUCUCCCAGGUGCAGAUAAUAUCCCCGCUCCUUGUGAUCUAUCGUAUCUCGCGCGGUAUUGCAUGGAGGGCAGAUACCACGACGACCUCACACAACCAGGACCAGAGCGAUGCUGCGGAGCUCGGAGAUUGUCAGGAUGGAGGAGGCAACUGCUGUGCGGUUGCACCUUGCCCGAGUCUCAAAUUCGCGCGGGUUGAUGACGAUGUUGAGAACUCCGACGAAAAUAACGGCCAAGGGUCCAACGAGAGCAAGGAAGAUGUUUGA
This is a messenger RNA of Coniophora puteana RWD-64-598 SS2, 1216 nucleotides long. RefSeq lists its product as uncharacterized. The transcript has 4 exons. Bases 143 to 1216 code for a protein of 357 amino acids. The record is from RefSeq and is a predicted model, not a curated record. Lineage: Eukaryota; Fungi; Basidiomycota; Agaricomycetes; Boletales; Coniophoraceae.